Mesorhabditis belari is the source of this 222-nucleotide messenger RNA. NCBI's taxonomy places the organism in Eukaryota, Metazoa, Nematoda, Chromadorea, Rhabditida, Rhabditidae. The record is from the annotation of a GenBank genome assembly.
AUGUUCAAAAAUUUCCGCGACCUGUGCAACUCGUUUCCGGCGCACUUCGCUAUCGCUCCCGAUAGGAAAAAAAACACGGGAAAGCCCCAGUCAGCGGACUCUGGUCCCACAGCAACCGAAGCAUCGCCGCCUACUACAACCGAAUCAUCGCCGCCUACAGCAACCAAAGCAUCACCGCGGCGACGUUCCAACAAACAAGAAAAGCUCAGUUUGGAACGUCGC